CGUGCGCGCGCCCUGGGUCUGGAGAGCUCCCAGGCAGUGGCUGAGGACGAGGAGCAGAAUCUGAGGCCUUGGGGUUUGGGGGGCAGGACGUGCAUCCAGUAGGAAGCCCCCGAAAAGGAGGACCCACUCAAGGUGACCAUGGAGAGUGGGACAGAGGCUCCGGGGACCGAGGACAGAGACUCUGCCCUCCCCAGACAGAUGAACAGAGGUCACCGUAUGGAGGGAGCGACCUCUGGGUUCCUGGAGGCCCCUGGCUCCCUGGCAUCACUGACCUUCCAGGAUGUGGCUGUGGCCUUCAGCCAGGAAGAGUGGAGACACCUGGAUCCAGCUCAGAAGAGCCUGUACCGAGACGUGAUGCUGGAGAACUAUCGGCACCUAGUCUUCCUGGGGCUUCCAGUUUCCAAGCCAGAGCUGAUCUCCCAGCUGGAGUGUGGGGAAGGCUCAUGGAUGCUGUUGGAGGAAGAGCCGAGAAGCCCCCAUGCAGACCAAAAUAGUAGUCCAAAGACCAAGAAGACAGUUCUAAAGCAGGGCAUUUUAGUGGAAAAAUCACCCCAGGAAAGACUCUCAAGAGAUCAUCACAAGGAUUUUAAGUUUGGAAAAGUUGGCAGUUAUGGCCAGAGGCUUAACAGGCAACAGGUCAACCAGAAGAGAGACUUAAGGCAAGGAAGGAAAAUUUCUAAGUCAAGAGAGCAUGAAUGUGUAUUUAAGAAAAACUUCCAUCAAAGGUCAGUCCUUGAAAUACAAAGGAAUGUUCCUUCAGAAAAGAGUCUCCAUAAAUAUGACACCCAUGGGAAUAGCUUUAAAUUGUCUUCAGACCUGAAUAGUUAUAAUGGAAUUUCCUCAGGAAGGAAACCUCAUAUGAAUAAUGCUUGUAACAAGGCCUUCAGUUACCAUUCAGACCUUAUUCGAUAUCACAGGGUAACCACUAGAGAAAAACCCUAUGUAUUUGAUGAAUUUGGCAAAGCCUUCCAGCAGAGGCGACAGCUUACUCGACAUCACAGAAUUCGACCUGGAGAUAAACCAUAUACAUGUACAGAAUGUGGGAAAACUUUCAGUCGGAUUCCCUAUCUUAUGCUACAUCAGAGAAUUCAUACUGGAGAGAAGCCCUAUAAAUGUAAUGUAUGUGAAAAAGCCUUUUGCCAAAGAGGACAUCUCACUGAACAUCAGAGAAUUCAUACAGGAGAGAAGCCCUAUAAAUGUAACAUAUGCGAAAAAGCAUUCACUCAGAGUGGACAUCUUACUGAACAUCAAAAAAUUCAUAAUGGAGAAAAACCCUACAAAUGUAGUGAAUGUGGGAAAACCUUUAGCAAUAAAUCAUCCCUUAUUCUACAUCGCAGAUUUCAUACUGGAGAGAAACCAUACAAAUGUUAUGAAUGUGGGAAAGGCUUCACCAAUAGCUCGGUCCUUAUUGUACACCAGAGAAUUCACACUGGAACCAAACCCUAUAAAUGUCAUGAUUGUGGGAAGGCCUUCCUUCAGUACAUAGGGCUUGUGGUACAUCAGAGAAUUCAUACUGGAGAAAAACCUUAUAAAUGUCACAUAUGUGAAAAAGCCUUCAGCCAAAGUGGGCAUCUCAGCGAGCAUCAUAAAAGUCACAAUGGAGAAAAACCCUAUGAAUGUAAUGAGUGUGGGAGAGCCUUCAGCAAUACCUCAUCUCUUAUUCUGCAUCACAGAAUUCAUACUGGAGAGAAACCUUACAAAUGUAAUGACUGUGGGAAAGCCUUUAGUAACAGCUCAGUUCUUACUGUACAUCAAAGAAUUCAUACAGGAUCAAAACCUUAUAAAUGUCUUGAAUGUGGGAAGGCCUUUCUUCAGUGUAUAGGUCUUAUUGUACAUCGGAGAACUCAUACUGGAGAGAAACCUUAUAAAUGUAACGUAUGUAAAAAAGCUUUCAGUCAAAGGGGACACCUUACUCAACAUCUGAAAAUUCAUAAUGGAGAGAAGCCCUACAAAUGUAGUGAGUGUGGAAAAGCUUUCACCCAGAGGGGACACCUUACUGAACAUCGGAGAACCCACAGCGGAGAGAAACCAUACACAUGUAAUGAAUGUGGUAAAGCUUUUAGCAACCACUCACACCUCACUCUUCAUCACAGAAUUCAUACUGGAGAGAAGCCCUAUAAAUGUAGUGAAUGUGGCAAAGCUUUCAGUCAAAGGGGUCACCUCACUGAACACCAAAGAAUUCAUACUGGGGAGAAACCUUACAAAUGUAAUGAAUGCAGUAAAGCCUUCAGCAGCCGUUCACGACUUACACUACAUCAUAGAAUUCAUACUACAGAAAAGCCUUGUAAACGUCGUGAACGUAAAAAAGCCAUCCCCCAUGGUGUGGACCUUCCUCAGUGUCAAAGAAUUAAAACUGGGGGGAAAUGUUAUAAAUGUGCUGAAUGUAGCAAAGCCUUCCGAAGCAGCUCUUCCCUAGCUCUUCAUCAGAGGAUUCAUAGUGGAGAAAAACCCUAUGAAUGUAGUGAAUGUGGAAAAGCAUUUAGUCGGAGAAUAUAUCUUACUAAACACCAGAGACUUCAUAAUGGGGUGAAAACUUUUAAGUGUAGUGCAUGUGAGAGUAGUACUCAGUGUACAUGUCUUAUUCAACAUCAGACAAUUCAUUCUAGAGAGGCACCUUCCACGUCUAGUGAGUAUUCAGAAGCCUUCAGUAAUAACUCACCUCAUGUUCCACAUCCCAAAAGUCAUAGUAGAAAGAAAUCCUAUGAAUGUUAUGAAUGUGGGAAGCCUUUCAGCAGUCGUGCAGGCCUUAUUGUACAUCUGAGAAUUCAUACAGGAGAAAAACCCUACAAGUGUAACACAUGUGAAAAAGCCUUCAGCCAGAGGGGACAUCUUACUGAACAUCAAAAAAUUCAUAAUGGAGAGAAACCCUAUAAAUGUAGUGAAUGUGGAAAAGCCUUCAGCCGGAGAAUGUACCUUACUCAGCACCAGAGAAUUCACACUGGAGUUAAACCUUAUAAAUGUAACAUAUGUGGUAAGGCCUUCACCCAGUCUUCAGGCCUUACACAACAUCAGAUAAUUCAUUCUAGAGAGAAACUCUACAAAUGUAGUGAGUGUGGAAAAGCCUUCAGUAACAGCUCAUCACUUAACCUACAUCAGCAAAUACAUGUGGAAGAGAAACCCAAUAAAUGUAAUGACUGUGGAAAAAUUUUCAGUGAUCAGUCAUCUCUUAAUCUACAUCAGAGAACUCAUACUGAAGAGAAACCCUAUAUAUGUAAUGAAUGUGGAAAAAUCUUUAGCAACAACUCAUCCCUUGAUCUACAUCAGAGAAUUCAUACUGCAGACAAGCCCUAUAAAUGUAAUGAAUGUGGGAAAGCCUUUAGUCAGCAGGGAGGUCUUGCUCAGCAUCAAAAAAUUCAUAAUGGAGAGAAACCAUAUAAGUGUAAUGAAUGUGGGAAAGCUUUCAUUUAUAGUAUGCAACUCACUCGACACAUGAGAACUCAUACUGGGGAGAAGCCCUAUAAAUGUAAUGAAUGUUCCAAAGCUUUCAGUGAAAGUUCAUCCCUUAUUGUACAUCAGAGAAUUCAUUCUGGAGAAAAGCCAUAUAGAUGUAAUGGAUGUGGGAAAGUCUUCAGUGCACAGGGAAGCCUUACAAAUCAUCAGAGAAUUCACACUGGAGAGAAACCUUAUAACUGUAGUGAAUGUGGGAAAUCUUUCACCUCCAGCUCAUCCCUCGCGAGACACAAAAGAACUCACACUGGGGAGAAGCCCCAUAGAUGUCUUGAGUGUGGAAAAGCCUUCACUCACAGGUCAUCCUUUACUGUGCAUCAGAGAAUUCACACUGGAGAGAAACCCUACAAAUGUAUGGGGAGAGCCCAUGAAGGUGGAUAUCUGGAGAUCCUUUGUACUGGGCCCAUGGAGACACCAGUAUUUGAUGCCAGGCCCUUGGCCUGCAGAGAAGAGGAAGAACAAUGGCAAAGUAUCAUAUAAAGAACCACAGAGGCCAUGUGGUCCAACCCCCCCCAUAUGCAGACAAGGAAAUAAAGCUGGAGGUUAAAUACCUCAUGCAAGGUCACACAUUAAACAGUACAGUGUGUGAUGCCAAACCUAGCCUUCUUUCCACAAUACUCAUCCGAAUACCAUAUGAGAAACAGGCAGAGUAACCGAAGGGGCUCAGAAGCUAUCUCCUAGGAUGUGGGAGAACAGCCUAGGCAGCUCCUGUUGACAAAAGGAGUGGACUCAUUUGUACCUUAUAUUAGGGGAAAGGGGAAUUUUGUCUUCUUAUAGAUGCACAGAGAAAGGACCUGUUCCUGCUGGAUAAAACACAGUUGGGUCAUGCCUAUGUCAUUAGGCUGCCCUACUCACCUCUUCCCUGGCACCCAAGUAGAGGUGUUAGCAUGCUGCCUUGGUUAUGCUUUUCCCUUGUUGCCUCACCUCUGGACAUCUGAAAAUCUCCAUUGUGAGAGUUAAAAUGUGCUGUAAU
Trichosurus vulpecula (common brushtail) is the source of this 4420-nucleotide messenger RNA. Its product is annotated as zinc finger protein 420-like. The coding region runs from base 139 to 3927 and encodes 1262 amino acids. The record is from RefSeq and is a predicted model, not a curated record. Gene Ontology annotation, biological process: regulation of DNA-templated transcription. The transcript has 7 exons. Lineage: Eukaryota; Metazoa; Chordata; Mammalia; Diprotodontia; Phalangeridae.